Symbiodinium pilosum is the source of this 4562-nucleotide messenger RNA. NCBI's taxonomy places the organism in Eukaryota, Dinophyceae, Suessiales, Symbiodiniaceae. The record is from the annotation of a GenBank genome assembly.
AUGGACCUCCCAGAGAGUACACAGUGGGAUGAUGCUUUAGAUGUUGAGCUUGCUGGUUCACAGAGACGUCGUCCUCAUAGCGAAGAUGCUAAGGGUGUGGGGCAGAAUCAGAGUGAGCAGGUUGCCAACGAUGCCAAUGAUGAUGAUGAUGAUGAUGAUGAUGAUGAUGGCUUGGCUCAACUAGCUGAGCUUAUGAUUUUGAGCAGCGAAGUUCAGGCAGCAGAGGCUGUGGCAGGAGCAAACGUAGAUGAAAACCUGGACCAUCUUUCUGACUAUGCUCCUAGUCAUGCAGGCGAUUUACAACUAGACCCGGAUCAAGCAGCUUCUCAGGAUGUGUCAGACAUAGGUGUGUCAGCGUCAUCUUGGGAUGAUGUUAUCAGUGAUUCUAUUGCCAGUGCACCGAGCGAAGCUGCUCAUGACAGGCCAGGGCAUGGGGUUGGGGCUGAACGUGGGCGUGGGCGUGGGCGUGGGCGUGCUGCAGGUGGUCGAAAGUCUGGCAGCCGCAUCUUGCGCCAAAGUAUUCAGGCGUUUCAGGAAGCUCAUAACAGAGAGCAGUCUGAGAAUGCAGAGCUGGUGCCACGUGUACCCAGUGUUGUAACAGCCUUAGCAGCAAGGUCAGCAAAGGCACAGAGAAUUCGUGAGCAGACCUUGGACCCUCAGCAGUUUGGCCCUUCUGCCAUCAUUUGCCACACAGGCAGCCCAGUGCAGCGAACGUUGGCUUCUGCUUUACAGUUGCUAGUGAAGACACCUGAUGACUGGAAAGCAACUCUUGCAUCCAUCAACAGCGUAGACAAACUGGAGCCUUUGGACCUAGUGUUGAGCGGUGCAGGUCUUUUAUGCAGCGCACAGGCACUGGCAAAUAUCACAAGUUCCAGCAAAACCACAGUGCAGCGGAGGCUCAUACAAGCUGGGUCAGCUACAAUGGAAUCAACUGGGUUCCUCAUAGGCAGCAUGCUCAGUCUUCUUGAGAAGCAGGCCGACCACAUAGAACCCUUUAUCUUCAUCCUGAGUGUGAAGUAUGACGAGACUCCCACCAGGGUGCGUGUGGCCACCUUGCCAAUGCAGGACGAUGAGAUGGAUCGUGGUUCUGGAUGCCAGCAUGUGAUCGUGCCAAAAUCUUGUGCUAAAGGCCCAGAGCUGCAACGUUUCUUAGCUGCUCAAGGCCAGAAGCGCUCUGCUGAUGCAAGCAUGGCUGCCCAGGCCACAAACCAUGCAAAGCUGCUGCAAACCCAGGUGGAAGUGAUCAGCGUGUACAAAGUCAAGUGCCUUGGCCAGUCUCAGGUGCCUGAAUUCCGCAGUAUUCAGACUGCGUUGCCAUGUGGCUUGCAGGCCAUGGACAGGAGCACAGGUGAGAACCAGCGGCGAGCAGUGUGGGAAACAAUCACUGUCAUCCCAGAAUUGACUAGGAUCAUGGAGUCCUUCCCAAUCCAAAUCCGCCUCGCGGUGCAUGGCUUUGUCACCUGCCAUGCGAUGCUCAUAAAGCAAGUACGAACUGGAUCGGCGUCCUUGAAAGUCAUCAUCACAUGUACACGAAACUUCUUCGCAUGUAUCUUGGCAAGCCAGCAGGCCCACCAGUUCCUCUUGGCCAUGAUGAAUCAGGAAGCGCAGAUGCUCAGCCAUUGGAUAACCAUGCCAGAGGCAGAGGUAGAGCCAAUGUCCAAGCUGAUCAGGGCCAGGGUGCUGGUUCUGCGAACUCAGAGCCCAGUGCCAAUGCAGACUCAGCACAACCAGCUGAUGCAACUUCUGCAUUUGCAGAAGAGAAUGCCAGACGGCGUGCAAGUGUUGGAGAAUAUGCUUGUUGUCAUGAAGCGCGUCCUACAGCCCAUUCAUGACUUCCUUACCAAGAUGCUGGCAACCAGUAGCAAAGCCUGGGAGAGAAAACAAAAGGCCAUUGCAGCUACGGGUAGGGAUAGAUCAUACAUCAUCCUGGAGGAUGCGCGUGGUGAAUCGGUUGCAACAACCAUGGGGCAGCUUUUGGGGACAAUUCAAGAGGACGCCUUUGGCUUUCCAACCCCAUCCGUGCCAUGUGCCUUUCGUGCGUUGAAGUUUUGCAUGGCAUCUGCAACUAUGUGCGCUGUUCAUUCGCUCAUCCGACUUAGCCAUUCAGGUUUGCCCUAUCAACUCUUCCGCCUUUUGGAUGAGCCUUCAGCAGCUGCUGACAGAUUGCUAGCUUUGCCAGAUUGCAUGCUCGACCAACUGUUCACAGAGCUCAAGAAGAUGUUUCCAACUAAGAAGCUUCUUAUGGGUCCUGAAGCCCAGGUCAUCAUCAGCACCUUGGCAAGUGUAGCCAGCACCAACAUUGCAGAUGUUGAGGCAGCCCACAACUCAACACGAGAUUUCUCAUCCAUCCGGUCGAGGGGCUGGUCUUGCUCAUUGGAAGCCCUGAGUGCACGUUUUGUGCUCCAACAAAAGCUGCGACUGCUGGGUGGCACAAACAUCCGUGGCAAUGACAAGAAGGAGGCACUUGUAAAGCGUUCCAUGGCUGCCCUACGCUGCAACCCAAGCCCAAGCCUGGGCGAGGCGGUUGAGGGUGUCCGAAAGAAACGUGGCGGUGGCGGAGGGGCGUGGAGGGCCUUUGUUUCUUAUCACCUUCCUAACAAGAAGCUGACAGCUGCCCUGGCAGCAGACCUCAGCAGCAGAUAUAGGCAGCUGGAUGAUGCACAGAAGGAAUGGUUUGCAAAGGCAGGGGCAGCAGGAACAAGGGCCCACCGUCAUGGCCAUGCAGCCUUUGGAAAGCGUGCGCCUCCGCAAGCCUUGCCAGGUGAGCAAGCAGCUGCCAAUCCAGAUGCAAUUGUUGCAGUUGAUGCAGAGCGAGAUGACUUCAGCAUGGUCUUGCUCGGUUAUGAAUCCUUCUCUGAAAAAUACGAAGCCUUCAAGCAGUCGUUGCCAAAGGCCCCUGUGCAUGAGACAGAUCCGCUCAUGGUGUCUGCAGAGCAGAGCCAAGCAAUGGCCUUGGUCCAGCAAGACCUCAGCAGUUUGCAGAUGGUGCAAGCCUUGGAGAACCAGGGCCACACUGACAUCGCUGCUGCCUUUGAAGGCAACAGCUACACCAAGGCCACCAAGGGUUGUGCGGGCAAUGGCUCAGGCUCGUCCCAAGAGGAUACCCCAUCUGUGGCACGCUUUUCCUGGUGCGCCCCUAGCGAGAAGGUUGUGCAGGCCACGCUACGCGAUGACCGUGCUGCCAACGCGCGUUGUCGUGUCCUUGUGCAUGCAGAGCAGAAGCCCAUCUGCUCAACAGAGGCAUCCGGGGCCUUCAAGGAGACGCUCUGCUUCAAGUAUGGAUUGUGCAUCUGUGGUGGGUCCGACGUGUCAGUUCCGGAUACAUUGCAUUGCUUCCACAAUAUGAAAGCUUGGAUGGCCUCUGUGUUUGCCAAGAAGCAGAAGGUGGCCCCAAGAGCACGAGUGCUAAUGGAAGGACACUUGAUUGUUUUUCGUUUCUCUGCAGGUCCAGCUUGGGAGGUCAAGAGCGUUGAUGCUGCUGAUGAAUUGCCUCUGGAUCCUGGCUCUGCUGCUGCUGGGGCCGGGGCUGCUGCUGGGGAUUCGGAACAGGUUGUUCGGUAUGUGCACCCUGGACAUGUCAAUUUCUCCACAUGGCAUUUCACCGUCAUGUGCAUGACUGAUGAUCUUCUGCGGGUCGGCAUUCCGCACGCCAGUGGUGAUGCAGGCGUUUUGCAGGUUGCUUGUUUGCCGCGCGGCGAAGCAGGUGAGACACAUGGUGUUGUCACAGACCUUCAGUUCUUUCAGAACUUGGACUUAAACCGUGCUUGGACAGUGUCAGUUUUUGGGGUCAUACUCGAUGAAGAUUGUUGGCAGCAGUGGGACACCUCUGCAAAGGUUGUGCCUAUCAAGCAGCUGGAGGACACAGACUCUUCCCAGUGCUUGAUCUGGCGAGGCUCUGCUUAUGAGCUGCACAUGAGAGAAAUGCGUAAGAAGAGAGCAGACAAGAAGCGACCGUAUGCAGCAGACAAGGCCAAGGCCCCCAACAAAAGGCAGAAGAAGACCCCUUCCAGCAAAGCUUCUGCAAAGGCAGGACUCCACAGUGCAGAUCAUGAGUCUGCUGAAAUUGGGGCUGAAGCCACGGGUGGAGCGAACCCUGCUCCAGAUGAACUCUUGCAGGCAGAGGCAGACCCAUAUGGCCUGGACCCCUUGCAUGAAGAGGAUGCAGGGCCAGAGCUGGGCAUUGGCAUCACAGCGGAGGAGAAAGAUGCAGCAGAUGCUGACCAGGCUCUGGCAGACCUGGAGCUUAUGCUGGCUGGCGAGCAGGAUGAAAUUCUUUCCAACUGCUCCCCUUCUGUGGCUGGCUCAUCCGAUGGUGAUUUUGACUGGGAUGAGUUGUUGUCUGGCAUGGAUGCACCGUCUGGUUCUGGCAAUGGCGCAGCUUCCAGCUCCAGCAAGCCGGCGCAUGCCCAGCCUGAUGAUGCGCUUCUGCUUGAUCAGCGUGAUCCUCCGCCUGAGCCUAGUGCAAUCGCAAGCGAUGCUCCAGCUGAACUUCGUGCUCCUGCAGAGCAGGCUGGUGCACGAUUGCAGGCCAAGCACAUGUUGGACAGGAUAGAAGACAUGAG